AUGUCUCAACAAUCCAACUCUUCUCCUUCCAAGAACAUGCCUUGUUCUCUUAGCGCUGAACCAAGCAACCCUAACAGAGAAGAUCCUGUUGCUGACUCUGCGAAUACCCCACAUGCAAGAAGACCUAAAGAAACUGUAUCAGGCUUCUCCUCAGCCAUCGCUCUUGAGGAACGAACCAAAGAAGGUUCCAGGUAUGUUCACAAUGCCAUUGCCACUAUGGUGUCUGGAAAUCUUAAGGUCCUUGGGGUUUCCAUUCCCUUAAACACUAUUAAACCUGAUAGUGUUGCUCAUCAAGAAAAUACUGAAUCUUUAGGAAAGAAUAUCUCUGAUGAUGUUGAGCAAACUGAUGCUCAUAAGGAGUCAAAUGUUGAAAAACCCUUAGAUAAUGUGGCUAGUGAGGAAGUUCAUGUCACUCAUGAUGUCAGUGACAACCCUAACUGUGAGGCUGAAACAGUAGACCUGGAGGAAUUUUCUGAUAAUGAGGUGUUGUCCUCAGUUCUCCCUAGCAUAGCCAAAAGGGUUAGGACUAGGAGAGAAAAGAAAACUGUGGCUCAAAGGUCCCCCAGAAAGAAGAUUGAUGUUCCAACCUCUUCCAAGACAAAGGUGGCAGUCGAGAGUUCCCUCAAGAGGAAAGAUGUUCCUUAUAAUGUCUCUGACAUUCUGUCAAAGAAGAAGCUAACCACUAGCAAGCUUGCAGCUAGUGUCCCUGAGGUACCAAUUCACAACAUAUCUUUUCAUUUUGCUUCAAGUGUAAACAGGUGGAAAUAUGUUUAUCAGAAAAGGCUGGCUUUGGAAAGGGAAUUAGCUCAGAAUGUCCUAGACUGUAAGGAUAUUAUGGACCUUAUUCAAGAGGCUGGUUUAAUGAAGACUGUGACUCAGUUCUCAAAGUGCUAUGAGAUGUUGGUAAAGGAAUUUAUUGUUAAUUUGUCUGAAGAAUGUGCUGAUGGCAAGUCUAAGGAAUUCAGGAAAGUGUAUGUGAGAGGCAAGUGUAUAAAUUUCUCUCCUUCAGUGAUCAACAAGUAUUUGGGAAGGCCUGAUGAAGCUCAACCCGAGCUUGAGGUGACUAACAACAAAAUCUGUCAAGUCAUAACUGCUAAUCAGGUAAGGAAGUGGCCACUCAAAGGAAAAUUGGUGGCAAGUAAACUGAGUGUCAAGUAUGCAAUGCUGCACAAGAUUGGAGUUGCUAACUGCGUGGCCACCAAUCAUAAAUCUACAGUUGCUGUAAUGCUUGGAAAGUUUAUAUAUGUUGUUGGAACCAAAGCCAAAUUUGACUAUGGCUCCUAUAUAUUUGAUCAAACUUUGAAGCAUGCAGGAAGCUUCAGUGUGAAGGGUCCUAUAGCCUUUCCUUCUCUCAUCUGUGGUAUUGUUUUGAAUCAGUUUCCAAACAUAACUGAGAAUGAUUCUGUGAAGAAAAGAGACAGACCUAUGGCUUUCAAUCAUAAGUUGUUCCUAGGUACCCAUGUCCCUGACAUUGUUAUGACAUCAAGUGAGACAUCACGUGUAAGCAAUCAGCCAGGCAAAGUUGUUGUCAUUGCAAUGCUCAAAGAAACCUGCAGGGAAUUAGAGGCAAGGAAGCUGAAGUUGGAAAAAUUGAUUAGCUCUUUGGAGAUGACUAAAGGUGAUGUGCUAGCUGAUGGUGGAGAAUUUGGUGAAGCUGCUGCUGUUGCAGAAGAAGCUGAAAGACAAGGUGAAGAGGGAGAAGCAGAUGCCAGUCCUGAAGAUGGCACAGAUGAUGAUGCUGACUCUGAGUCAGAUGACUAG
Messenger RNA from Lathyrus oleraceus (garden pea), 1761 nucleotides. RefSeq lists its product as uncharacterized. Bases 1 to 1761 code for a protein of 586 amino acids. The transcript has 2 exons. The record is from RefSeq and is a predicted model, not a curated record. Lineage: Eukaryota; Viridiplantae; Streptophyta; Magnoliopsida; Fabales; Fabaceae.